CAAACGAAAAACCUUCGCUUCGAUCAGUGUGAAUAUUUACAGACGACAAAAAUCAAAGUGAAAGUGACGUGUAGUGUGAGCAAUAAACUGGGACUACGCAAUACCCAAAGUGAUUUUCGAUGGCCCACAACUGUUAAAUCGAUACUCGGGUGUAACCAAAAGCAAAUCUCGGGAAGAAAGCUGUUAGUUGGCGGAGCCAACUCACAAUGACGACCCCGGAAAAAGAUAACUGUUCCUCCUCUUCCUCAUCGCAUUACGCUCUGCAUGUAGCGCUGCAGACGAUGAAGGAGCGCUGCCAAAAUCUGCAGAAGCGCCUCAGCGCCCUGGAGGAGGAAAAUCUUUCCCUGAGGAUGUCGCAAUCCAGUUUGGCCUUACAGGAGACUACCCCCAUCGAGCGGAGGGUUUCCAACCAAACCGAACUGGAAGUGCUACGGGAGAAGGUAUCGGAACUGUCGCGACACAAGAUCCAGCUGACGGAUCACAUCUCGAUGGUUGCGGCCGAGAACCGACAACUGUGGAGCCGGUUGUCCAAGCUGACCAAGGACAAUCAGGCGCUGGGUGGAUCGGUGGCACGCCUGAAGGAAUCGAUGGUCGGUGGAUCGUCACAGAAUUUGAUCCGAUCGAAAACGUUCACCAAGAAUGCACCCAAUCCGAAGCUGCGGGAUCGGCUACCUCGCGAAGGUAGCGACGGGUCAUCGUCGUCGGAGGAAAUCCAGCUGGAACUGGAAGAUGUUUCGCUACUGAACAAAUGUGGCUUCGGAGACGGCGGAACGGGAGCGGAGAUGGGCUACCUUCAGCACGACGGGGAAGAGCUGCUGAUGUUCGAUAUGGAGAGUAAUGCGGAUGCUAAGCGAUGUACCGAGGGAUUGAUGGAGAUUCAUAAGGAACUGCUGAGACAGCAGACGAUGUUGAAAAUAGCUGCUGGCAAGCUACAGGCCAGGCAAGAAAUAUGUCACGGGUGCAAGCACAAGAAGACUGACGGAAAACCGCAAAUGGUGGACAAAACGGUGGAAGUUGGCAACGAUCUUCCCGGGCUGGAUCGAUCGGCAGCGACGCCGCUGACAGGACAUUCCACAGAGGAUCUUCCUCUGCCGGAGAUUCCAACGGUGCCUCCGAAGAACGGCGCGACGAUAAUGGCUGUUUCGGGCAGCUCGGAGACCGAGGCCAGCACCCUCAAGUACAUCAACAUCCUACAGGAAAAGGUCAAAGCAGACGCCCAGGACAAGAUGUGUCCCAUGUGCGGCAAGAUCUACGUGAAGAACAUUUCGUUCGACGAGUUCCAGGAGCAUGUGGAGGGUCAUUUUAUCGACGAUACCGAGCUGGAUCUGAGCUUGGAUCGGACCUACGAGUACAUCUCGCAAACGGUCGGUAACUUUUGACCAGACGCCGAGCCGAGACGGAUUUACUUCUUUAGCGAACUGUAGGAGGGUACAUGUACCUUGAUCGGGAAAGGAAGACGCUGAUGGCGGAAGUGCAUGUGUAUUGGAAAGCAGUGAUUUCACCAGGAAGUAGGACUCUCUGAAUUUAAUGGUAUUAAGUUAGAAGGCUGAAUUAAUAGUGUUUCGGAUUGGUUGGUCCAAGAGGCGUCAUGCUUGAAUUGAUUGUGUAAGUAUCGUUGGACAGUGAACAUGUAAUAUUAUCAGUAUGAUGUAAUCUAUAAAAAAAUCGCAACCGAACGAUUUACGGUUGCACCAAGUUUUAUCACACUCAUAUUUAAUCCACUUUUAAUUGCACGUACGGUAAGUAUGUGCUGCAUCUAGGUAAUUGAGAAGUUUCUUCCUUGAAUAGCCUUGCUUCAAUGCGAUUGUUAUUAAAUUUUUGACUUGGGAAGCCAUUUCCUGGAUGAAAA
Molecule: messenger RNA, 1849 nt
Organism: Aedes albopictus (Asian tiger mosquito)
Lineage: Eukaryota; Metazoa; Arthropoda; Insecta; Diptera; Culicidae
Gene: spn-F
Product: protein spindle-F
Exons: 2
Coding region: 207-1379 (390 amino acids)
Source: RefSeq, a predicted model, not a curated record